AUGACAUUGAACUUCUUAUUUAUCGCAUUCAAUACAUUAAUUUUGUUAGUAUUGGUUCAUUUUUGCGCUCCUUACACUGCCAAGCCCACCAAAUAUCCCUCCAAAAAUGAUAGAAUCUUAGAUUUCGAAACUAAUUUUAACGAAUCGCAUCUCUCUGAGGCAGAAAUAGGCGCGCCAUUCGCCCAUGGCAGAGCUAAAAGGUCAACACUCGCUGCCAGCUGGAGGGCCGGCCAAGAUUCCUCGUCUAACAGGGUUAUCAGGGCUGGAAAGGAUCCUAAAAACGGAGGAGGAAAGGAAAAUAAUUCCAAUAGUAAUGGGGGAGAAGAUAAUCGCAAACCGCACUCUUACAUUCAAAACAUACUCAUGCCAAUAAAACACAAUUGGUGCAACCCAACCGUAAUUCCAAUCACAGCACAAACCACAUGGCGUGCAUAUCUUUUUGCGUUCGGGGUAUUCGUCUUUCUUCUAGUUUGGCACCUUAUUCAAUGCAAAUUCAUGGCCAAUUACGGUUGGAGCUCAUUCAACCUCCACAAAGUGUGGAAUCUGGCUGCCAGUACAAGGUCUGAGAUUGAUACUGACCCCGAAUUUAACACGAGCCAAGUGCUUAAUGACCUACGUAUAGUAGGGUAUUCUGAGUCCAAAGUCGGUACCGCGGCCUUCAGAGUGUUAGCGCUAAUAGUUAUCCUUUCCCACCUGAUUGUUUACUACCUGAUCGCCAACGAAUUAUGCCUAAACGUAGAGGCCAGUGUAGACAUGUGGGACGCUAGGGCCAGGGGUUAUAUUUUAAACUGCGCGUUAUCUAUCCUGGCGGUAGCCCUCUACUACAUACUCUCCGGCAAUGACGGAAUCUUGUUCUUGCAGGUUGCCCCCCUCUCUACCUGCAGUUAUAUACUGGUGGGAAAGGUAUCUGAGUGCCAGAAAAGGAGUGCCCGCACGAACUUUGGGUACAGGCACUUCAAUGAGAGUUCUAGGGCGGCGAUUUUUGGCUUUGAACGCAGCAUCUCAAGUUUGUUGAUGUUGCUGCUGAAGCUUUUCCUAUGCAGAUCCUUCUGGAAUUGCAAUUACAAAAUAAUUAAGAUUAACACCGAGAGCUAUGAGGGCAAAGGCAGUACCAUCCGUCGUUUCAAGCAUGAGUGUAUGCACUAUUUCUACAGUCCAUCGCUCGAUUUGUUCGUAGACUCGUCGGAACCCAUGAAAAACUAUCUAGACUAUACCAAUCUAUCUGACCUAAUGAAAAGCGGGGGGCUUACGGACGCCGAGGCAUCAGAGCGCAUCAACAACAUAGGCCUCAACGAAAUAGACGUGGAAAUGCCUAAUUUUGGAGACCUUUUACGGAGGGAAGUUACUGAUUAUAUUUUCUUGGUUCAGUUGUUUGUCACCUAUAAGAGCCUAUACUGGCGCAACCUGAUAACCGCACCUAUAUGGGUUACAAUGGUGUCCCUAAGCAUCGUGAACAAGGUGCUUCUAAUUCGUAAGCGGCAGUUGGAAGUGCAGUCUCUCUCUGGAAAAAGUUCUAAUUCACAGGUGGAUGUACUGCGCAACAACAUGGCCAAAAGAAUAUCUGCAAAGUAUCUAACAGUGGGCGACGUCGUGCGCGUGAAGCACAAUUGGCUGGUGCCUUGUGACAUGAUUUUAUUGCGUGGAAACGUAUCUAUGGACGAGUCUGCCCUCACUGGUGAGUCUGUUCCGGUACAGAAGACGCAGCUCCCAUCUAUAACGCUUCACCCUGCCAUAAGGCACGGCGAUCGUUCUAGGGGGCCUACUGGGAGAAUCUAUCCCCAUGAACAUGUCCUUAAGGCGGGAACAAGAGUAGUGGCCAUCAUAGGAUCUGACGAAUCUAGUUUUGAGACAGUGGCAGUAGUAAUUGCUACGGGCGCCUACACCCUAAAGGGCAAGCAGAUCAAGGGUAUGCUGUUUCCUAGUCAAAUACAGCUAAAGUACGACGCACAGCUUCCUUUGGUCAUCUUUUUGACUAGUAUAUAUGCUUUGGUGUGCGCAUUGUAUCAGGGCUCGGUCCUGGGAUGGAACAUGACAUCAGUUUUUUAUGGGAUAGGAACUUUCGCCCAGGUUAUCCCUCUAUGGACCCCUACGAUAGUAUCGAUUGGACAGAGCAAGGCCUGCGAGCGUCUGCUUAACGAAUAUCGGAUUAGGUGUACCGCUCCGGCCAGGGUGGCCAUUUGCGGUAAGGUCAGAAUUAUGUGUUUCGACAAGACUGGUACAAUAACCGAGCCCGGACUUAACUUUUCGGGGCUUUACUGUGAAAAGGGGGUGUCCCCUCAUAUAGACGGGUCCUGCCACAUUGACUUGGAGGGUCUUUCUAGGCUUGUCAGUACCGAUAUAUAUUCUUCUGGGUUGGAUAGUCUUAAUUUGAUGGUACUUGGUAUGUCUUCGUGUCACUCUCUGGCCCCUACCCAAAACGGGGUAACUGGGCUCCACGCUGAGAAGAGCAUGUUCAUGGCCACGGGCCACCGUCUGGAAGUUGGCGUGGACAGGGACGGUGACUUCCAUAGAACUGUUUACUUAUCUCAAGGCCAUAAAAUCGAGGUGGUUAAGGUGUUUGACUUUAGCCACCACUUGAAGACAUCCAGCGUGAUCGUUUCUAUUCCAGACUUCGUCCAGUGCGACGCCGGAGACUACCUGGUUUUCUGCAAAGGUAGCUUUGAGGCAGUCAGCGCUGCCUGCACCGCAGGGCCACCCAGCGAUGAAGCGAAGCUAGCUGCACAAAGUUUUUGCGCACAAGGGCUCUACACCAUCGCUCUGGCCUACAAAAUCAUAUCCGAGCACGUGGACCCCGAGUUUCCAGUGGGUAACGCAAAGAGCAGGGACUCACUGGGCCCAGAGCUGCCGCGAAAGUUAGUGAAAAUGAGCAGGCGAGACCAUGUAGAAUGCGACCUGCAUUUUUUGGGGCUACUCCUUUUCAGAAACCAGUUGCGUCCUGAUGCACGUUACGUCUUUAGCACAUUGCGUCAAGUCAAAGUCCGGCCCAUAAUACUGACAGGAGAUGACGCACUCACUGCCAUAAAUGUGGCAGAGGAGGUGGGGAUAAUUCAGGGCGCGUCUUCUGUUGCAACAGUUUCAAGCGAUACGACGAUUUCAGGCGGGAUAAAGCAAGAAUUGGUGAUUGGGCGACUGGAGCACCAGAACGGUGUGGUAUGGCGUUUUGUCGAAUCGAAUAUGUUGAUCGACGAUUAUGAAAUAUAUUCAAGUGACUUUUUUAGUGACUUGAUAAUCACAGGGGAUGCCUUUGAUUAUUUGUCAUCUAACUGGGGGCAGAUCAUUGCGAACGCUGUAACAGGGCACUCUAGGAGUAUUGGCCCUGCUGACGUAUUUGAUUGGGGCAGCCUAUGGCGCCAAAGCAAGGCAGAGUCGCCUGACCAAGCAUAUUUUGAAAAGUUGCUUCUCAGAAUUCGUUUAUUUGCCCAGCUUCAACCAGAUCAAAAGGCGCGUAUAGUUAAAGCAUUCAAUGGCUUGGGAAUAAUAACUGGAAUGUGUGGGGAUGGUAACAAUGACUGUGGAGCCCUCCAAGAAUCGCAUGCGGGAAUAUCGCUUUCGGAGGGAGAAGCCUCAAUCGUAUCCCCAUUCACGUCAACUACACAUCAGUUGUCCUCUGUUAUUGACCUAAUACGGGAAGGACGGGCCAGUCUGGUAACUUCGUUAGCCUGCUAUAAAUUCAUGCUCCUUUACGGUUUCUUGAUCGCAUUAGUAAAAAUACUCCUCUUUAGGAGCUGCAAAGCUGUAAUGCCUGAAUGGGGGUACUUGGUACUGGAUAAUCUUAUCGUUAUCACCCUAUCGCGAGCCAUGGCUAACUCUCGCUCUUCCGAACAGUUGAGGAUCAGAUCCCCCACUAGCAGCCUCUUAGGACCCCAAACUAUUAUAUCUGCCGGGGUUAUGCUACUCGUAAAUGUUGCCUAUAUGGCGGCACUCUUCUACGUACUGGGAAACUAUCUACCAUCCUCGCGCGAAUUUAACAAGGCCAUACCCCCUGCCGCUUGGUGGAAACUAAGCGAUAACUACGAGGCGCCGGCCGUAUGCAUUUGGCUUUGUUACCAAGUAACAAACGCCGCCAUGGUCUUCAGUUUCGGCGGUAUCUUCAGAGAAGCCGUAUUUUAUAACUAUCAUCUCACAUUCUGGUGGUUCUCUAUCAAUUCAUUUCUGACUGCCCUAAUCCUAGGAAGACCAAGCCUCUUGGGCUGUGUGUUUAGGAUUAACUGCACAGACGCGAUCUCCAGGCGCACAGUCAUUCCUCUUGUCAGGCACCUCUCUCCCUCGUGCAAUGGUAUGCCGUUUCACGGCCAGCUUGGUCACAACGUGCUUACACUGCCCUUUAAGAAGCUAUUCCUAAUACUCAACAUACUCAACGUACUAACCAACGUCUUGGUGGCGAAAUUUUUCAUUUUAGGUGCCCUAUCGGCUAGGAUCAGAAAGUACGUUCACCACAGGUGCAGCGCGGACAGGAUCACCGUAUAG
Messenger RNA from Babesia microti strain RI, 4467 nucleotides. RefSeq names its product HAD ATPase P-type family IC. NCBI's taxonomy places the organism in Eukaryota, Apicomplexa, Aconoidasida, Piroplasmida, Babesiidae. Gene Ontology annotation, cellular component: membrane. Gene Ontology annotation, molecular function: P-type transmembrane transporter activity; ATP binding; ATP hydrolysis activity. The transcript is spliced from 13 exons. The record is from RefSeq and is a predicted model, not a curated record. The coding region runs from base 1 to 4467 and encodes 1488 amino acids.